Spirometra erinaceieuropaei is the source of this 3606-nucleotide messenger RNA. The record is from the annotation of a GenBank genome assembly. Lineage: Eukaryota; Metazoa; Platyhelminthes; Cestoda; Diphyllobothriidea; Diphyllobothriidae.
AUGGCUCUGAGUUCUCCAGAACGGAUUAACUCUACGAAGACCGAUAUGAUCAGGACGAUUGGAGAAAAAGAUAAGAAUCCUUUGAACCUCCUUUCCAAGGUGCCACACUCGGUGGACAAGUAAAAGCUUGGUGACCUCCGAUCUUUUGACGCACCUUGGUUGAUAAUAGCGGCUAAGUCUUGUUUUCGUCUUGACAACUCAGACAAUCUCUGGGUGAGUCCAUUCCCUAGCUUUCCCCUGUGGGACAGGAUGCAGUGAGGAAACAAGUCAGCGCUUGUUACAAGGUGUAUAACACCAUCUACCUGCCCACCUGAGGGAAGGUGAAACAAAGACGGUCGACAGCCCGUCAUACAACUGCGAGACAGUGUACAGUGUUAGCACCAAUGCAGUCUGCAUGCGAACAUAGAGGUCCGCAAGUGGUGACGAACGCGUUUGAACCGAACGGACCCAGUUGAAUAAGAAUUUGACAGUUUCCUCGUGCACUUAACCUACGAUUAAUCACCAAAGAAAGAUGGGUCUUUGCAAUAAAGUGUGGUGGUAGAGCGCUGAUUACACAGUGGUUUCCUAAUUGAAGUUGCCGGACGUCUUUAUAAUAGGGAAACAUGUUACUGUACUUGCACGCAAUUAAAAUCUAUGCUGUUGUCGUUACUAUAGUCCUUAGUUCCGUUGACGAGACUGUAUUACUAUGAUAUACAAAAAAUGCAUUCUAUGCAUUGUUUCUGCGUCAGCACAUGCCCACACAGUAGCGUAUCCAGCUAAUUAGUGUAGCAGCGUUCAAAGUAAUUUGCACUACACUAACGCAACCGAUAACAAAGCAUCCGUCAUAUAACGCUUUCAUGUCGCUUGACCAUAUAGCUACCAUCGUUGACUUGUCAUCGAGGCAUGCUGCACUACCCACAGGGGGCGACAUAUUUUUCCCCGAUGAAAUUAUCCGCAAAGUCAAGGGAGACUGGGAGGGCCGUUUCUAUUAAACCGAGUUUGGUUGGUCUGUAAAUCGUCCGCCCUGUGGUCAAGGUCGCGCGUAAAUGAUCUGCCUGUUGUGGCCAAGAAUAUUUAAAGCUAUGUGACGUGGAUGCAUACCGAUCCGACCUAAUUGUGAGUCGGAAGCCAGAACCAACUCAUCGUUGAUAGGUCAAAAAGAGCUGACCAUUGACUUCCACUAAGAAAAGAGCAAUUUAUAUGCGAAGUAUCCUCGACAAAUUCAGUGGACCAGCUGAGGAACAUAUAUCUGUUCCCAAUGAGUUUUCGUCUAGUUGGGGCAGGUAGAUAGCUAAAUACUAGCCGAUUAGUUCGGCUCCUCUACUAAAGCUUCCCAGUCGAAUCCGUGACUCAUCGGUCCAAAUAACUUUAACCCACUGAGAAAACCACGCUCGUUGUCACGUAGUUCAAAGGAAGCAGACUCGUCUACGGUUUCCAUCCAUCCGCGUCAAGUUCAGUAGGUCCUUCUAUCUUCAACCGUAUAUGUUUGAAAACCUCCAGAGUACGGACAAAGGCCUGAAUUGUGUCUUUACAUUUUGGAAUGGAAUAGGAUAUGACCUGACUACAGCCGCCCGUGAUCUUAUUCUGUAUUGAUAGACGACCGAGACCCUGGCCAUCCCAUGUUUUCAUUGGUUUGCCCUCCAACCCUCGAUCGCUUGCUGCACUUGCUACACGGGGAAAGCUGGGGGACCCACUGACGAGCUGAACCCCUCGCCGCUGCGUCAGGCAACGGCAUAAGACCGACGAAACACGCGUGUCUGGGCUUUUAGCUAAUACCUGUGUUGUUAGUACGGUAAAUCAUGGCACAUUUCCUUUCUCUGUCAGAUGGCACGAUGUCUUCGAAAGAAUAUUUGUGCUGCAGAGAAAACAAAGUAUCGACCACUUCACGUGGACAGGCCUUGCAGAACGUCCAGUUAGCCAUCGUGAGCGAAGUAUUCGUAGUUGCACCUGACGUGGAACGCAGAUGUACUUCUAGAUGAUCCAGACAGGUAACUAAGCGGGGGGGUCGUCUAUUUUAUGGCCAAAUGCAUAGGGUUAGGACGGGUGCCAGCUGUCUGUGAUCUAAAGGCGUAGGAAGAGGAGAGUAUAAAACAGUCGUUAUAUUUCAAUGAGUGGACAGUUCUAGAAAAUACUUUACAUUUCUUUGAAUUAAUUCGCUCAUUACGCCGCCACAGGUGGUAGUCUGAUAACCUAAGGUUUCUUAUCUGACGUAAUUUCGCGGUUUCGCUGUCGUUUGGUUAUAAGAUUGAAGAUAAGUCGGUCUGUGAAAAUGCCUUAAUUAACUAAUUAGGAUUUUUUCAGUAGAGCCACAAGGCCCUUCUAGCCCCUGUGGAAGAACAGCAGAUUAAAUCAUACUUCUAAAGUAGAGACACAGUUUUGUUGAAAUUCGUAUCACUAAUCAGGCCUCCUUCCGAUAUAGGCCCUUCUGAAUUGUGCAUUACCAGACUACAUACUCAGUUGUCAUCCGAAUAUAUGCUCGUGCUGACCCGAUAAGUCUUAAUUGAAAGACGGUCAUGUUCGUCAAGUUAAUUUCUAAAAAUAUGUUGGCAUGACGACACCUCUGUUCCGGCGUCAAUUCUUCAGAGCGUCAUAAAUCAUCGACCCAAGUAUAAGGCAAGGAACCGUUGGAGAAGUUUCCGAAUUGACAAUAUACUUCUUACUCAAAAUGUUAGUAAGGAAACAAAGUUUCCAAUUAGUUUCAUCCAUAAAGGACCGUCUGUUAAAAACUUUGAAAAAAGUAUUCUGCUGUUCCCAUACAUUGCUUUGGAGGGGGCUACCUCGUGCGGAUGGGCGACGAGCAGAUACCCAAACGACUCUUCUACAGAGGCGACACGACGGGUUCCCGCCGACAACGAGGUCAAGUCCAUCGAUACAAGGCCGCUCUGAAAACGUCUCUGAAACGUCAGCAGAUCGACCCAGCCAACUAGGAAGAUCUCGCCCGAGACCAACCGACCUGGAGGAGGACAAUGAAGACAGGCGCGGCGAUCUACGAAGCCGACCGCAUCACCGCCGCCAAAGCCAAGCGGGAGGCUCGCCAAUUCCAACGGCGCCCACCUCACAACGCCAGCGCUCAACCGCAACCAACAUACUCACGAUGUUAGCGGACGUUCCGGACACCAAUCGGCCUUGUAGGACAUCUUCGUACCAACCACAGCACCCGGAGUACACCAGCUGCUGUCUCCUCGUCCAGCUCUGUCUUAUUCUCCACGCUGACAACUAACAUUGACCGCACUCCCGAAUCCCCACUAGCAUCCUCCCUCCUUUCCCUCCCACUCAUCCUUUUAUUCCUCCUACUACCCCUCCUCCUCCUCCUCCUCCUCCUCCUCCUCCUCCUCCCCCUCCUCAACAUUCGCUACGGUGGCUCCUGUAUCCACCACCAAUACACACACUCUAGUCACACCAACAAACAUCAAACCCCCACCAACAACGCCAACGAUGUGGACUCGGUUCAUGCCUGUCCUCAUUGCAAUCGCACCUCCACUUCGUGCAUCGGCCUGGUCGGUCAUUUGCGGGUCUAUCGUACGGAGACUGGCGAACCUGUGUCUGGAGCACCAAUCUACACUCGCCGCACCCGCCUCAAUUGCCCCCACUGCACCCGCACAUUCAUCCACCAUGUGGGCUUAUUAG